This is a messenger RNA of Diaporthe batatas, 1173 nucleotides long. RefSeq names its product peptide-methionine-S-sulfoxide reductase. NCBI's taxonomy places the organism in Eukaryota, Fungi, Ascomycota, Sordariomycetes, Diaporthales, Diaporthaceae. The transcript is spliced from 2 exons. Gene Ontology annotation, molecular function: peptide-methionine (S)-S-oxide reductase activity. The record is from RefSeq and is a predicted model, not a curated record. The coding region runs from base 316 to 945 and encodes 209 amino acids.
GUCACGACUUGAGCUGUAUAAUUGAUGCAAUUGCCCAAGCCCGUAACUACACAACUCUAGAAGCACCUCGACUGUCAACUUCGAUCUCUCCCAUAGCCAUUUCCACAUCCCACGCUGACCCCACUAUAUUACCAUAUUACUACAUUACACAUAAGUGACCCAGAAAAAACAACCAAACUGCAUUCCCCAACAGAACAGAGUCAUCCUCAAACUCCCCCACCACCAAACUCCGUACCCCGCCAAGGUUCAAACCUCCUCCUCCAGCCACAGGCCCUCGUCGUCCUCGUCCUAGCCUUCCUCGCCGCAACGGCAACAAUGACCUCCAGCAUGCCCGGCUUCAUCGCCCGGCUGACCCGGCCCUUCACCACAGCCGCCUCGCUCGGCAUCUCCUCGGCCGAGAACGGCGCCGCCGCCGCCGCCAACAUCCCCGAGGGCGCACAGAAGGCCACCGUGGCGGCGGGCUGUUUCUGGGGCGUCGAGCACAUCUACCGCAAGCACUUUGAGGGCAAGGGCCUGUACGACGCGCGCGUGGGCUACAUCGGCGGCGACACCUCCAACCCGAGCUACCGGGCCGUAUGCUCAGGGAGCACAGGGCACGCCGAGGCGACACAGAUAACCUUCGACCCCUCCAAGAUCACCUACCGCGAGCUCCUCGAGUUCUUCUACCGCAUCCACGACCCCACGACGCGCAACAGGCAGGGCAACGACGCCGGCACCCAGUACCGCAGCGGCAUCUUCACCCACGGGCCCGAGCAGGAGGCCGUCGCCCGCGAGGUCACCGCCGCCGUCGACGGCCAGUGGUUCGGCGGCAAGGUCACCACCCAGGUCAUCGCCGCCGGCCAGUGGUGGGACGCCGAGGAGUACCACCAGCUCUACCUCGACAAGAACCCCUCGGGCUACCAGUGUCCUACCCACUACGUCCGCGACUUCCCGCCGCUCAAGUAGGGCGGAGAGAUCGGCGGGGACUGCUUGUUUCGUUUUGUUUUUGUAUAUCGAUAGGGGAAAUUUAACUUUGGGGUUGUUUAUGUAUGAAUACCCACUCAACUUAGGGAUAUCAGUUAGCGGAGAGGAGCUCAACAGGGAACGGAUCACGUCAACGUGACGGAGCAGAUUCGCACAUAGCUUUGUUUACUCUACAAUUCACAGGGGCGUUUGAAAUUUGGCUUUUGAUUU